CACGCAGAGUAAAGGUCCGGAGAGGCAGAGGCAGAAAAUACUCCUCCAUCUACUCCCCGACGUAAUUCAUCCCGCCAAGUUUUCAAGUCGCGCUCGCAAGGCAGGAGGCAGGUAUUCGGCAAGCUUUAGAGAACGCAGGAGAGGCAGGCGAGAAGCGGCCAGGUAAGAAAGCAGGCAAACGAGUCUUCGUCGAAGGUAGUGGGGGAGGACGAUAUGGAAGUGGAGGAGAGUGUAAAGUGAGUUUUCGCUCACGGCGUUCGCUCGCGCGCUGCCAAGUAGAAGCGCGUCGUCGCCAGUCGGAUACACGAUUCCGUCGAGGUAAUCGUCCUUCUUCGUUUCUCUGCGAGUAACGUGCUAUCUGUCGAUCUUGCGGCGACUGCCACCGCGCGCGCGACGACUUAGUUUCCUGCGGUCGUGUAACGCAAACAUCCGGUCGGUCGCUAUCAAAAUGGCCGCGCGCUAAGGAGAAAGAGAGUUCUCCCGUCUAAGUAUCGCGGUUCCUUGGACACUCCGAAAUCUCAGUCGGAUACGUAAGAGUUCAUUCUCGACGAUGACGUCGACGUGGGACCGCCUCGGAUAGGAUUUUCUGUGAGCGAAGAAACAGGACUCGAAGCCAGAUCGGCGAGGCGAGCGAGAGCGAUCGGACGCCCAUGCCGGGCAACGGAAGGAUCCAGGCGGGUUUCAGGAGCGCGAGAGGAAGAAUUACUGGUGGAAAACGCGGAAGCGUGACGUCGUGAAGGACGUCGUGUCUUUUUACCGCGUGAGAGACCUACAGAGGGACUAAUUUUUCCCCGCUCGUAAGACGCGCUCCCACGGAAGGAUGUCGCGGAGAACGGAAUGCACGGCGCUUCUUCACGCGUCGUUCCUAACGCUGCUGAUGAUGCUAAUGACGACGUCCUGGAGAACCGUGCAGGCUCACGUGGCGCUGACGUUCCCGCCGGCUAGGCAUUACGACUUGGACUUCCUGGAUAACGCCAGAACGCCGGCACCGUGCGGCAUGCCGCGUGGCAAUGUGAAGACGUCAUUACUGGCGGGAAGCAAUUUCAACGUUACGUGGCACCUCGCCUAUCCCCACAGGGGAGGCUUUCGGCUACAAAUCUUAGACGCUCUCGACAGGCCUCUGAUUGAUUUAACGCCUGUCACGCGUACCAGCGAAUUUGUCGAAGAUGAUGCUACGGCACAAAGCUACGUCGUACAUCUGCCGCAAAAUUUCACCUGCGUUGAUUGUACCAUCAGAUUGUUGCGGGAGGCUGAAGAAUGGGGCUCCAGCUACAGAUUUUGGUCGUGUGCCGACAUCGACAUCCUUGACAGGAGUGCCUAUCGGGAGGAUUGUAGCGGCCACGGGCGUUAUCUCUUGGGCAGGUGCAGAUGCGACCGUCUCUAUCACGGCACAAAGUGCGAAUUUAAGGAAGAGUGCCUGGACGACUCGGACUGCGGUAUUCAGGGCACGUGCAUCGACAACGGUGGCACGACCGCGCCUACCAAGCACUGCUACUGCAACGCGGGCUGGUUCGGUCCGGGUUGCGCGAAAAGAUCAUCGGUGAAAAGCAUUAACGUAGACUUGGAUGCGUACACGACGAAGCGGUUCUCCAAGGACAUCGUAUUCUACUGGAGAAUCCUGAAAGAUAGCAAAGAAUUAGAGGGUAUUCUGGUGGCCAACUCGACCACGUGGAUCGGUAUCGGGUGGAGACCCAGCGAUCUGGGCCCAUCCUGCCGAUCUUUUCCGAUGAUCUCUGAACGAUCGGAACCGCUUCCGAAACCGGAACCAAAAUCGGAACCGAUCGCCGAAACGGAGCCUGAAGCGGAACCAGAGCCCGAGGCGAGGCCCGAGCCCGGUGUAGAAGGCGAGAAAUCGAUAGCGAAGAGACGAUCGGCCAAAGCGGACGCCACGACGUUCGGAAUAACAUCUCGACCAGAUGUUGACGUCACCGUGCAGACCAGCGUAACCUACCAAGUCAGCACAAAGCAAGGUCGUAAGAAAAGAUCACCAGAACCAACGCCAGUCUCUGCGAAUGGAAAACCGGUCGGCGAGUCCAGGCGAGAACCAAAAUCCGAGCCAGAGCCAAAAUCCGAGCCCGAACCCAGCUCUGAGCCGGAGCCAAAAUCCGAGCCCGAACCCAGCUCUGAACCAGAACCAAAAUCCGAGCCCGAACCCAGCUCUGAACCAGAGCCAAAAUCCGAGCCCGAACCCAACUCUGAGCCCGAACCCAGCUCUGAGCCAGAGCCAAAAUCUGAGCCAGAACCUAGCUCUGAACCAGAGCCAAAAUCUGAGCCAGAACCCAGCUCUGAACCAGAGCCGAAAUCUGAGCCAGAGCCAAAAUCCGAACCAGAGCCAAAAUCCGAACCAGAGCCAAAAUCCGAACCAGAGCCGAAAUCCGAACCAGAGCCGAAUUCCGAACCAGAGCCGAAAUCUGAGCCAGAGCCAAAAUCCGAGCCAGAACCCAGCUCUGAGCCAGAGCCCAAAUCCGAGCCAGAACCUAGUUCUGAACCAGAGCCAAAAUCCGAGCCAGAGCCAAAAUCCGAACCAGAGCCGAAAUCCGAACCAGAACCCAGCUCGGAGCCGGAGCCAAGUGUGGGUCCGAAGUCGGGAGCGACGAAAGCAUCGUUGCCAGUCCCGCGACACAGAUACGAGCCCAAGCACGAUUUCAAUCCGAUGGACUGCACGGACAUCAUAAUCGGCAUGGCGCGAGGGACGAAUUAUAGAAUCGGCGAUUAUUAUACGAGGGACAGAUCGACGCCUCGCAAAGACGAGUACUGGGACAGGAGCGGAAGGGACAGCUUGACAGCUGCAUUCGGCUACGAACGGGACGGCGUCACGACGAUACUCUUCCGCAGAAAAUUAAUUGCCACAGAGCCGACUGAUCACACGAUUCGCGACGGUAAUAUGCAGGUGAUUUGGGCGAAAGGUCAAGAGCCGGGCAAGUACGUGCAUCAACCGGCUAGCGGGAUUGAAAAGGCUAAGGUCAACGUCAAAGACUUCUACAAGGUCGACGAGCUUAAAUAUCACGGCCAUAGAAUGCAGAGAGGCGCGGUGACGAUGAAUUUCUUCGACGAGGCUAAGAAACCGGAAUUCACCGGCGGUGCAACGCUGCAAGACGGCAGAUGCGGCGGUAAGUGGCGUUAUCCGAGAAAUUGCUCACCAGAAAAUGAUACUUGCGAGUACGCUAUACAAUGGACGUACAAGGGUCGAAAGGAUCUAAUAACAUUCGAAAUUUCCACGAUGAACACUAACACGUGGACCGGAGUUGGAUUUUCCGAUGACAGUAGCAUGUCGCAAACUGACGCCGUGCUCGGUUGGGUCGACAAGAGCAACGGUCGAGCUUUCGUGAUGGAUACUUGGAUCAGCGGUUAUAACGCGCCGCUGCUGGAUCCGUCGCAAGAUGUUUAUAAUAUCAGCGGCCGUAUCGAAAACGGCAUGACCACCCUGAAAUUCUCAAGAAAGCGCGGAACGAAGGAUAACAAGGACCUUUCAUUCACGGACGAUCAUUGCUUGUACAUGAUGUUCCCGUUAAAGGGUGGCGCGUUCAAUCCGAUCAAUAAAAAAAUUCGGAAGCACGACGAGAUACCAGUCGUCUCCUCGGAAAGAAUAUGCAUUAAAUCCUGCGGCACGGAAGAACUUGAUGAGCAAACUACUCCUGCACCGCCGAGAUUGUAUUACGACAUAGAAGUGAAGCUCGUCAACCUGGGCGAUGGUUUUAUAGUGCCCACGCUCGACAGUCCCGACUUUGAAAUAAUUUCGAACAGUGUAUCAGAAAGUUUCGGACCAGUGUUCGAGAAACUCCCGGGUUAUUAUCAAGUCCGACUCAACGAGCUGCAAAAAGACAACGAACACGGAGUGAUUGCGCACAUGAAUCUGAUCCUCGACAAGAACGAGGCCAAGGGCAGAUCCUUGAAACCUGCGGACACCGGCCUAGAAGCGGAAAAGGCAUUACGCGAAGCGCUCGUGACUGGUAAAGUCGGAGCGCUCAGCGUCGAUCCACAAUAUUUGAUAGUCAGAGUGCCCCGAGUGAACGAUAUAGAUGCGGAUGACGAGAAUGACCGACCAUCAGACUUAUUCCUUGGUGCUACGAAACUUUACAUCGUCGUCGGCUGUGUAGCUGCAUUGCUGGCUCUCGCGUUGCUGCAAGCUAGUUGCACUCUCUACAGGAGUUCGAAAAGACGGGCGACUAAGGAGCGCUUGAUCGCCAGCAAUGCCUGGAAGGACUACGCUUCCGGUGCAAACACGAAUUUCGCAUUUGAAGCAUUCGAGACGGAGGAGAAAGCACCGCCACCGCCAGUUUCCAGCCUGCCGAGACCUAGGGAAAUGACUAGCAACGGUUCGAUGGGCAUGAACGGCCACGACAGCGUUGACGGAUCCAACAGGAUGGUCGGACCUAGGGCGACUUACAGUCUGCCUCGCGCGCCCGGCGCCAGGCACUCGGCACCCAUUCAGCACGGUUAUUACACUCAAGACCGCAGAGACCAUUACGGACGCCCAAAGAGCCUGCACAAUCCCGCGGGCAGCGCGACAAAUCAAACGAACCAACCGGACUUUUACUUCAUGCCAAGCCAGCGGAAGUACAGCGGCGAAGUCGUGCGCGUCUACGUGGAUUACGGCAGUCAGGUGCCGAAGUAACAGGAUUCGAAGCCGAAUCGCGCGACAGAUUUUUAUUCGCUUCACCGAAGCGACUUGUAUAUACCUGAGUUACUGGCAGAGGACGCGUGGAAAAAAAAAGACUCGCAGUCUCUGCGCGGUGCUAUUAUCUCGAUUUCUUCUUCCCCUUUCCCCGUGACUUCCCUUUCUCGAAGAUUCACUCGAUCGGUUCGCGCCGAGAGCCCGGGCCAAAGAGAGGGAAGUCCCCGUACGGAAGCAUAGAAGUGGCGCUUACGACCAAAGAAGUUAUACGUAGGGCGCGCGUCCUAUAAUUCUGUACAGAGCGCAUAAACUCUCGUCGAAACUUUUGUGCUUUUGUGGUGGAAACUGUAUAGUUACGUAAGUCUUAUGCGAGCUGAGAAUCCGAAAAUUUUUGGGUCCCAGAAUCGGAUCUUAUAAUCUAACUCGUAUUCGACGAUCCGGGAAAUUCGAGGGCCUUAAAAUUUAAUAUCGAAGGAAUAAGGUUCUAACCCGUGGAUUCUAAAAUUAGAGGAGAUUUAACGAUCCUGAAAUAAAAGAAUUUCGAAAUCCAAGACAUCGUGUACCUAAGGUUACGACGCACGACGAAUAUGGAUAUGUAUUGAUUUCGCGCGACUAUACCGACAUGCCGAACGAAUGUAUCUACUUAAAGAGCAAUGAUGUUUGAGCAAUAAAACAUUUGUACAUUUUUAAACAGAAUUGGCGCGUGCUGUUUCUUUAAUGGAUUAACCUGCUUACGUUCAAAGUGCUACCCAUACUGUUUUAGCUAUAAAUAUAAUCCUGUUAAUGCUCAAGGUUGUAAGAAUGUCAGGAGAAACUGUAUAACACAAGUAUAACGAUGGAAAUAAACGCGCGAAGCACCUGUUAGCGGCAGUCGAAAGCGAUUGCUAGCUAGAAUCAUUAUAGAUAAAACUUGUAAUUACCUAUGACAAUAUCAAGACACUAUCGAUAUAGAGAAUCGUGUUGGUACGGAUUAUAAAUUAUUACAAUAGUGAUAAAAUUAACGAUAUAAUACUUGUAAUAAUUAUAAUAACGAUAGUUGUAGCAGCAGUAGUAACGAUGGCAAUAAUAUUACAGUAUUAAUUACAUUAAUGUCGUUAACAAUGGCGUCGCGUGCAGCCAGGCUUCCGGAACAUCUCCGCAAGCGAUGGAAUUAUAUCGUAAUAUAAGGCGCCAAAGGUAAGCUCUCCCUCCCUCCCUCUUCUUCACUCUCACUCUCACUCUCUCUCUCUCUCUCUCUCUCUCUCUCUCUCUCCUUCGUACUCCCCGAAAGUAUACGCGAGCAUAUAUCCGGAAGCCAAUCGUGGCACGCACUGCCCGCGUUCUCCUAUUAUUACAUAACUAGUAUCGAGCACAUAUUUCCGGCCCUAUCAUAAAGUUUUUUUUUUUCUUCCGUCACACGUGCGAAGUUUGAGAAACGAGUUCUACGCGAAUCUAAUAUUUUCGUGCCCGAGGAA
Messenger RNA from Linepithema humile (Argentine ant), 6069 nucleotides. RefSeq lists its product as uncharacterized. Lineage: Eukaryota; Metazoa; Arthropoda; Insecta; Hymenoptera; Formicidae. The record is from RefSeq and is a predicted model, not a curated record.